CGCGGGGCGGGGCGGAGCCUACCCGGGAGCGCCGGGUGCGGCGUGCCUCGUGCGCCCCGCAGCUGCAGAGCCUUGGGUUCCGUGCGCGGACCUCGGGUCCCUAACGUCCCCGGCCCGGUGUAGGGAGCUGCAGCCCCAGAGGUCCCAACUGCGUUCCAGAGCCCGAGAGCAGAUGCCCUGGCCGAAAACGCAGCCAGAGCUUCAGCUGGGGCUGCCAAGGUCCGGAAGAUCCGAGCCUCUGCAGAGACGAUGCAGGGCGAGCCUGAGCAUCUCCAUCCUCAGUUUCUCCACUUGCUGCAGCGCCACAGCGCCUGGUAGCGGGCACUUCAGCCAAAGGCUACUGGAGCAGUAGGGAUUUUAAAGAAGCCUUUGUCAGCACUGGCACACGCUUUGUCAGACUGGAACCACUAUCGGCGUCUGUGUAGAGUUGAACCUUUCGGCUAGAGCCUGCGAGGGAACAGUUCAGAGGCAGCAGAAACUGCCUGGAAUUGGAAAAACGGAAUUCUUUCCGACCCACCUCUAAAGAAUAAAGAGAAGUUGAAAAAGGAAACUGAAGCAAUUAUCUAGAGACAAGACAUUAAUGUCCCCAGGAGUUUAUAAGAGGUUACUGUCCCCAGGCCCUUUCCUCUGUUUUUGUGACUGGACCUUGGAUAAGGCCGAAGAAGGGAAGUGGACUUCCCCUUCUGUUGAAGUUGGGUUCUCUUUGUGAUCUGGACUACAGAACUCUUAAGAUGACUGGCAGAAUAGCAGCAAAUUAAACUGAAUGCUCAUCCCCAGCCCCCAACAAACAAAAACAUGGAACUUUGAAGGUGAAAGUGGCAUGGUGUUGGCCAUGGGUCAUCAAGACACAGCCGGACAAUGUGGACCAAUUUCCUCAAACUACGAGUCUUCUGCUAUCUGUUUGUGGUGCUAAUGGUGGUGGUGUUGGUCGUCAAUGUCACUCAGGUGGAGUACUUGGACCAUGAGACGGCAUCAGAGACAUUCAUCGACAGCAGCGGACAGUACGUUUCCUCGCAGGCUACAGGCAUUAGUCGGAAUGCCUACUGUGGCUAUGAGCACCAGACGCUGUCUGACCGGGAACGCUUAGAGGAGGAGGCCUUGCUUGCCGCCUCCAAGUGGAAGGUGCCUGACGUGGACCUGGUCCCGUUUGUGAGGAGCACCGACCCUUCCUCCAGCUACUUUGUCAUCUUGAAUUCUGCAGCCUUCUUCAGGGUGGGCAGCCAGCUGGAGGUGCUGGUUCAUGUGCAAGAUUUUCGAGGGAAGCCCAAAAAGUAUGGAGGAGACUACCUGCAGGCCAGAAUACACUCGCCCAAGCUGCAGGCCGGAGCCAUGGGCCGAGUGGUAGACUACCAGAAUGGAUUUUACAAAGUGUUUUUUACUUUGCUCUGGCCAGGCAGAGUCAGGGUGUCCGUCUCUCUGGUUCACCCCAGUGAAGGGAUCAGAGUUCUGCAGCGCCUGCAGGAAGAGAAGCCAGACAGGGUCUAUUUCAAGAGUCUCUUCCGAUCGGGAAGGAUUUCUGAAACAAUGAAGUGCAAUGUGUGCCUCCCGGGAGGUCUCCCCCUGUGCAACUUUACGGAUCUUUACACCGGAGAGCCCUGGUUCUGCUUCAAACCAAAGAAACUCCCCUGCCGCAGCCGGAUCAACCACUUCAAGGGCGGAUACACGAAGGGCCUUCUCACUGCGGCCGAAAGUGCUUUCUUCCAGAGUGGUGUGAAUAUCAAGAUGCCAAUCAACUCCAGUGGACCUGACUGGGUGACUGUGAUUUCCAGGCGAAUGAAAGAAACUGAUGACCUAGAAGUAUCUCAAAGCUCAGGAAUUUUUCCUUCCGGAUAUUUCUACAAAAACCAGUGGAGGCCCAGGAGGUUCAAGAUGCGCCACUUUAAUGACCCUGACAACAUUACGGAAUGCUUGCAAGGAAAAAUGGUGUAUUUAUUCGGUGACUCGACAAUCAGGCAGUGGUUUGAAUACCUCACGGCGUUCGUCCCAGAUUUAGUGGAGUUCAAUUUGGGUAGUCCCAAGAACGUUGGUCCCUUCCUUGCAGUGGACCAGAAACACAACAUCUUGCUCAAAUAUCGCUGUCACGGCCCACCCAUCCGAUUCACGAGCGUCUUAAGUAAUGAGCUCCAUUAUGUGGCCAAUGAACUGAACAGGAUCGUGGGAGGGAAGAACACAGUGGUGGCCAUCGCUGUAUGGUCUCACUUUAGCACAUUCCCCUUGGAAGUCUACAUCCGGAGGCUCAGGAACAUCAGACGAGCCGUGGUCCAACUCCUGGAUCGAAGUCCUAAGACCGUGGUUGUCAUUCGGACAGGCAAUGCCCAAGAGCUGGGGCCUGAGGUGAGCCUUUACAACAGUGACUGGUACAACUUUCAGCUGGACACUGUCCUUCGGAGGAUGUUUUCAGGGGUUGGAGUCUACCUUGUUGAUGCCUGGGAAAUGACGUUGGCUCAUCAUCUACCCCACAAACUGCAUCCAGAUGAAGUGAUUGUGAAGAACCAGCUGGACGUGUUCCUAUCUUACAUAUGCCCUUUGGAGACGUAGUUAUCCUCGAGUACACUGGAACAAUCCCAUUCACGGACCUUUCCAACUGACAUGCAGUGGUAGAAGAUCUGUGAUUGACUCCAUUGUGAAAUGGAUACUCUCAACUUGUUUGACUUUUCAGAACAGAGCUGUGCUUUGCAUCAUGACCAGUAAUGAACUUAGGCAGUGUAGACUGCAUUUGUAGCUACCUAUAGGAUCUUUCUGUCUUGACUUAGCCAUCCUAGUGAUCUAACUUAGGGCAUCUACACACUGUAUUGCCUUUGUAACCAAAGAUGCUAACGAGUGGUUAAGAGCUAGCUUCUCCUGGGGUGGAGGUGACUGUGCCGAGGUGUUUUGAUUUAAGCGGAAGGGAUAGGUUUGGUUGGCAGUGCUACUGAACACUCAUGAAUAGCACAGUGCUCCUUCCUCAGGAGUAGAGCGGGAUUAUUAUUGCUAGAGGUUCCUGUGGCCACAAUGAAGACUGCCGUAUCUCAGGAGUUUCUAUUGACUUAUUUAUUUAUUUUUCUCAAUUACUUGUAAAGGCCAAUGUGAGUGGUCAGAAUUUUAUAUGAUGAUAUUAACAAUUUCCUGCCUUUAUGUGGGAAGAAGCAAAAGGAAAGAGCACACAAUCUCUGCUUUCAAUUGGUAUGGGCACUGGAGAAUUAUUUCUUACUUGGUUCAGCUGAAUUUUAUGUGAUGGAUUCUUAUUCUAGAAUAACCACUUUUGGAAACAAAUAUGUAAAUAGAAGUUUAUUUUUAUGUUCCGAAGCUUGUGGGUUUUAAGAACUGACUUUUAUGUCAAGAAUGCCGCUGACUCUUAUAAAAAUUGUUAGAGUUUCUCGCCUCAGCAGUUCCAAAUGUUUCUCUUUGCUUUUGGCUGUCAUGAAAUAUAUGCUGAAAUCAGACAUGAAACCAGAUCAGAAGUUAAUAAAAUUAGGUAUUAAAAUCUA
Molecule: messenger RNA, 3467 nt
Organism: Mastomys coucha (southern multimammate mouse)
Lineage: Eukaryota; Metazoa; Chordata; Mammalia; Rodentia; Muridae
Gene: Nxpe3
Product: neurexophilin and PC-esterase domain family member 3
Exons: 8
Coding region: 859-2538 (559 amino acids)
Source: RefSeq, a predicted model, not a curated record